Tigriopus californicus is the source of this 870-nucleotide messenger RNA. RefSeq lists its product as uncharacterized. The coding region runs from base 188 to 694 and encodes 168 amino acids. The transcript has 5 exons. NCBI's taxonomy places the organism in Eukaryota, Metazoa, Arthropoda, Copepoda, Harpacticoida, Harpacticidae. The record is from RefSeq and is a predicted model, not a curated record.
UAAGGGGACGUUCCGAGUAUUCCAGGUCCAUUCCCCAACCGAGAUCCAGGGAGCCUUCAAGUCCAAGGUAUCCAAGGCAAGUGGAACAGUGGGCGUCGUCGGUUGUCACCUCAAAUCACCAUAUCAGUUUCGCUUAACUCGCAAUCUUUGGUCGAAUUCCCUUCAAAGAUCCUUUUGUUACCGAGGAAUGAACUCUCCGGGAACCUUGUUGGGCCAAAAUGGUUUGCUUAAGAUCUCAUUCCUGGGUUCUAUCAUCUUGGCUUUGGCCUUGAGCUCAGUGAAUGCUUCGCCACUCUCAACAUUGGCACAACAACAUGGAGUGGGUCCUCAUCAAGGUGGCUUGAUCGAAGACCCUGGACAAGACUACGACGUUCAUAUGGAAGGGAAACGUAACCCGGAAAUGAACACGGACGGAUUUUAUGGCGACACCUUUAGCAAUGGUUUUGGCGAUUUCUACACGGCCAAGCGACUCAUGUCCGAGCCUCGGACCAAGAACGCGGCUCGAUACAUCUUCCACAAGCGGAUCCCCAUCCACAAACGCAUUCCCAUUCAUAAGCGAAUUCCCAUCCAUAAACGCAUGGACUCAGGAGGAUUUGGAGACUUUUACACCAUGAAGAAGAGAUACCCUGAGCAUCAAUCCAUGGAGGAUAUCUUGGAAAGGUUGGAGGUCCUACAUCAGCUUCAAGAGCAAUAAAUAUUCAGCAUGCAAAAAGACAUAGAACAAUAGAGGUUGAGCCCUGACCACAUACUAGAAAGCAUUGGAUGGAAUUUGCAUUGAUUUUAAAGACUACGACAACAUGUCUAAAAGUUAACUUGUCAAGCAAUCUUGAUCAUAGUUUGAAAUCGAAAUACAAUCACUUAUUUCCUGGA